AUGUUCAGACAGUUUCACCGAAGGCUUGCCAUCACUAUCGGUGUGGCCGUCGGUUCCGGUGCCGCCACUAUAGCCACCAUAAGAGCCAAAAGUGUCAAUAAAGAGGACAUUCAAUCAAAGCAGACGUUGGAACCGAUCGCCGACAAGAACCUGAAGCCCGUAAACAGUGUGGACAGCAAUGGUGUGGAUGUGAGACACUGCGAAGACAUAAUCAACUCCUGUAUCACUCGACUGAGUCAAUGGCAACAACUGAAUAAUAUUCCCGGUUUUGUGGUCGGAGUGAGUCUUAGGGGACAUAACGUAUGGAUCCAUUCGGAAGGGUUCGCAGACAUCGAGAACGGAGUCAAAUGCAACGACAAGACAGUGAUGAGGAUCGCAUCCAUCAGCAAAUCCAUGACAUCGUUAUUGUUGGCUAAACUGAUCCAAGAGAAGCGCAUCGAUUUGGAUAAACCUAUUAACCAGUACUUGACUAAAGACCAGUUCCCCGACAAGUACUGGGAGGGCAAGAGAGUGGACAUCACUCUGAGACAGUUGGCCUCACAUUUGGGAGGAAUCCGACACUACAAGAGGGAACAGAAGGCAGAGACCAAACCGGCGGACAACAGCGGCUAUCAAUUGGGAGAAUUCUGGGCCCCGGAGUACUACCUGAAGGAGACGUUCCCAUCGGUGAUGGACUCAUUGAAACUGUUCAAAGACGACCCAUUGGUGUCCAAACCGGGAGAUAAAUACCAUUACACGACACUCGGCUAUACGUUGAUUAGUGCUGUCAUUGAGAGCCAACUAAACGGCGAAAAAUUUCUGAGAGAAGAGUUGGGGUUAGAGAACACAUAUCUGGACCAAAACGACCCGAUUAUCUACAAUCGGAGCCAUUUCUAUAUGAAGGACGGACCCAAUUGUCGCAUUACUAAUGCCCCGUAUGUUGACAACAGCUACAAGUGGGCCGGAGGGGGACUACUGUCCAACGUGUACGACCUCUUGAAGUUCGGCAAUAUUAUGCUAUACAGCUAUAAGGGCGGCACCGCUGACGGAAAACCCGGUCUCAUCAGCAAAGAGAUUGUGGAUAUGAUGUGGACUCCGGCAGAGAAUACCAGAGAGAAGCGACAGUUUGGUGGAUACGGUAUCGGUUGGACGGCUAUUAGGGAUGAAACGGGUGAACAUGCCUUCUGUUCAGAGCCGGUGUUCCCUAAUCUGUUUGGACAUACGGGCGGUGCGAUUGGCGCCACUUCUAUACUGCUCAUUGAGCCCAAGAAUGAACUCAUUGUCUCCAUAAUAGCCAACUCUACAGCUUCACAAAAUACAAGACUUGAUUGGGACAGACGUUGGGGUGGAUAUGGUCUGGGAUGGGGUGUAAUCCGAGAUGUGAAGUCAAAGUACGCGUUCAGUGCUGAGCCAUUAUCUCCUAAUAUGUUCUCGCAUACCGGCGCUGCCAUAGGCUCCUCAUCUGUGAUACUGAUUGAGCCGAACAGCGAACUAAUCAUUACUAUAAUAACUAAUUUACAAAACGUGAACUCAAUUUACACGAUGGCUGUGGACAUCGCACAAGAGUUCACCGCAAAACACUUAUCAGCGCAACAAUUGUUGCAAAUCUUGUCUCAAAACCAAAUACCCGACAAUUGACUACAAACUAAAUCUCAUUCCUAGUAAUCAAUGCUAAAUGACUGCUCAAAAAGUGCCACAAACUAG
This is a messenger RNA of Oppiella nova, 1683 nucleotides long. Lineage: Eukaryota; Metazoa; Arthropoda; Arachnida; Sarcoptiformes; Oppiidae. The record is from the annotation of a GenBank genome assembly.